AGCCGACGUUCCCAACCGCUGAAAUUUAAAAACGCCCUCUAGCUUAGCAACAUUUUUGGGAGAUCUUGUUGUUAGUUCAAGAGUUAGAGUCUGGCAUAAAAGACGAUGGACCCGUUUAACGAGGAAGAUAAAAUGUAUCUUUUUGAAAACAGAUUGAAAACCUUUGAAAAUUGGCCUUUCGACAAAGACUGCACCUGCACCCCGGAGAACAUGGCCAGAGCUGGCUUUGUCCACACGCCCUCAGACAACAGCCCAGACAUCGCCAUGUGUUUCUUCUGCCUCAAAGAGCUGGAGGGCUGGGAGCCAGACGACGACCCACAGAAGGAGCACAAAUCUCACGCACCUUCCUGCAGCUUCAUCUCUUUAACCAAAAACGUUGAGGACCUGACUAUGGAAGAAUUCUUCAAACUCCAAAAGGAGAAAGACAAAAUUAUCACCAAAAAAAGGUGCAUUGAAGCCAUCACCAAGUUUGAGGAGGCAGCCAAAGUGAGGCGAGAGAAGAUCAUCAAGACAGCCAGAGGAGAAGAGUGACACUGGAGUGGAGGAAGGAGAAGGGGGUUCAAAAGAAAACGGCUGUCAGUGCAGUGAUUCCCGUUUAUGAUUUUUUUUGUCCUCUUUGUUGUGUUGUAUAUAAAUAUCCUGAAUGAUUUUUAUUCAUCGCAUUUUACUGAUAUUUGUUUCUUUUUUAAAACUGUUCGUUUUUAUUGUUAUUAUUACGGUAUAAAUAAAGAUGUUCCAAAAACA
Oryzias latipes (Japanese medaka) is the source of this 744-nucleotide messenger RNA. RefSeq names its product baculoviral IAP repeat containing 5a (gene birc5a). The record is from RefSeq and is a predicted model, not a curated record. NCBI's taxonomy places the organism in Eukaryota, Metazoa, Chordata, Actinopteri, Beloniformes, Adrianichthyidae.